Molecule: messenger RNA, 1459 nt
Organism: Cuscuta campestris
Lineage: Eukaryota; Viridiplantae; Streptophyta; Magnoliopsida; Solanales; Convolvulaceae
Source: the annotation of a GenBank genome assembly
CGUCGUUCUCCCUCCUCUUCCUUCUUCGAUUCGUAGACAUGGGUUACGGCGGCAAGGCGGAAGAUUCCGACCUGCGACAAUAUACAGAGGCGACGAUGGGGAGCAAUCUGGACCAAUAGUGGAGCAACGGCGAGUUCCGACAGCGACGCCGGUGACCGACCAUAGUGGACCAAUUACGAUUUCUUCCGGCAACCCUCUGUCCAGCGACCUCUGUUCUGUCGAAGUCUAGCAGCUCCGGCAGAGUAACAACCCGCAACGAUGACAGAUCCGGGCGGGCUUGGGCUGUGACGGGCUUGCUUGGGCUGUGCGUGACGCCGUCUACCCUCUCCGUUCGGGAGUUUCUCUCUACAAGAACUACAGUGCUGGCCAGUGUUCACGUAACACGGUUCACAGAGGAUCCUAAACUACUGCUUUCUCCAUGAUUUUGUUGUGUUUUUGGUGCAAAAUUUGGAUCUCCAGGAUCGACUUCAAUAGAGGAUUCCAUUUUUGAGUUUACCUUUUCUGAUUUGGGAAUGGAUUUUGCUGAAAUUGGGUACAAACUAAAAAAAAUGGAGACUUGUGGUGAACAAGAUUGUUAGAGGAUGACACCUUUUUUGGUCACUUGAGAAGCUUCUUUAGUACGAUGUGAGAUUCAUUUAUGUAUCUAUUUGGUUAGUCAUAUGUGUCCCUUUCCGGUGCUAUGUCAUUGUUAGUUGCAACAGUAUGUUUUGUGCCAUCAAAGGUAUCUCGUAAAAAGCGAGUGAUUAUCGGGAUUCUUCAUGUGUCUGCCCACUUGGCAGCAGCAUUGAUCCUCACAAUCUUGUUGGAACUUGGUGUUGAGACAUGUAUUAGGCAUAAUCUACUCGACACAUCAGGUUAUCAUACCCUAUACGAAUGGUAUCGAUCAGCUGAGAGCGAGAAUUUCCCAAAUCCUACUGGUCUUAAAGAACGUUUAGAGCGAUGGACAUUUGGCCUUUAUCCAGCCGGCAUCAAGUAUCUCAUGUCUGCAUUUGAUGUGCAAGAGUCAAGAACAAAUGUUAACUACUACUGCAAUUAAUGCUAAUCAAUUACUAGUUAUUUUAUUUUUUAUGGGUUGUGUGGGAUUGCUGCAAUAUAUUAUGCGUUUGUGCGUGCAAGUGGUGUUUGAAGUACAACGAAGUUUAGCUAUCACAUUCAUGGAAUUUAAUUGUUUUUUAAUACUAGAAAAGGUAUUGUUGAUAAUUUUGCAGGUUCUUAUGAUGAUGAAGAAGAAAUCGUUAAAGAAAAGGAACCGGAAAAAGAGAAAAUGCAGGAACAAACGGAGCUUCCUAAGGAAUGGAGAACAUUGAAGAACCACCCGAUUGACAAUGUCAUUGGUGACAUAAUGCAGGGAGUUUCUACUCGUAAUUCUCUUAGGAACACAAUUAAUCACAUGGCCUUUGUUUCUCAAAUUUAACCAACAACCGUUUUGGAUGCUAUUAAUGAUGAACAUUGGUCUAUG